CGGCGAACGCCGAGGCGGCGGCGGCGGAGGAGGCGGCGAGCGCGGGGCCAGCGCGAAAGCCCCGUAUUUCAAUUACGAGCCCCACGAAUAGACGGAGUGCGGAGAAGCUAAGAGGAGUUGGAUGAGCAAUUUGGGCCACACCUUGGGAUCCGGAACACCCGAGAGAUGGCUUAUCCCGUUCCGGCAGCGUGUUAUGUGGUGCUGGCCACAGCGGUGGUAGUUUAUGCUCAGAGGCACAGCCAGCAGGAAUCCCACAUUCACUACGCACAGCUGGGGACUGACGUGACGAUACAGUGCGGGUCUGUGGACCAGGACGCGGCGGUCACCUGGACGGCCAACAGCACUGACCUUGACCCUUCCCAUCUCAAUGGUUCACGCCUCAUCCUUCGAAACGUGGACCUCUCCCACAACGGCCAGUACUCCUGCUACGAAGGAACUUCGUGGCAUCUCAAGUAUCGGGUCAACCUGAAAGUAGGAACGCCACCCAAGGAGCCCACCUUGAUGUGCCGAUCCAAUAAUUACCCCAACGGGUUCUACUGCAGUUGGCAUCUGCCGAGCCCAACCUACAUUCCUGACACCUUUAACGUCACUGUCAUACAUGACAACAAGGAGAUAGUGUGCGAGAAGGAUGCUUCCCCCAAGAACAGGUGUUACAUUCGGUACCAUCACCUCUUCUCCUCCAAGAGGUACAAAGUGACUUUGACCGUCACGAACGCCCUGGGCAGCAGCUCAAGCUCCAUCUCCUUUGAUGAAUUCGCGAUAGUAAAGCCGGACCCUCCGGAGAACGUGGUGGCAAAGCCCGUCUCGAACAACGCCCGGAGGCUGCUGGUGACGUGGCAGUACCCUUCCUCAUGGCCUGACCCCGAGUCCUUCCCCCUCAAAUUCUUCCUGAGGUACCGGCCGCUCAUCAUUGACCAAUGGCAGCAUGUGGAGCUGUCGGAUGGGACGUCCCACAUCAUCACAGAUGCCUACGCCGGCAAAGAGUACAUCAUCCAGGUUGCCGCCAAGGACAAUGAAAUUGGCACGUGGAGCGACUGGAGCGUGGCAGUACACGCCACCCCCUGGACUGAGGAACCCAAGCAUCUCACCACAGAGGCCCAAGGAGCAGCAGAGACGACAACCACCAGCACCUCGGCGUUUGUGGUGCCCCCCACCACCAGGAUCUACAACUCAGACGAGCAAGGCACCGACGGAGCCGUGGCACUUUCCGUGGUGGUGGGUCUGGUACUGGUGGUGUUCAGCAUCCACUUUAUUUAACUCGGCCUCAGAGCCCCACCAAGGAGGUCACCUCCUCGCCGGAACGUCUGUCUUUGCUUCUGUUUUGCACAUGGCGUGAAGGACGUAGCCGCGUUUCUCUUCAUUGCUUCACUUCCUGGAAGGAUGAGUCCUCUGAGACAAAGAGACCCCCGUCUCCACCCCACCCCCCACGCGCCCCGC
This is a messenger RNA of Elgaria multicarinata webbii, 1437 nucleotides long. It is a transcript of the gene CNTFR, whose product is annotated as ciliary neurotrophic factor receptor. The record is from RefSeq and is a predicted model, not a curated record. Bases 166 to 1257 code for a protein of 363 amino acids. Gene Ontology annotation, molecular function: cytokine binding; ciliary neurotrophic factor receptor activity. Gene Ontology annotation, biological process: ciliary neurotrophic factor-mediated signaling pathway. NCBI's taxonomy places the organism in Eukaryota, Metazoa, Chordata, Lepidosauria, Squamata, Anguidae. The transcript is spliced from 10 exons. Gene Ontology annotation, cellular component: external side of plasma membrane; membrane; CNTFR-CLCF1 complex.